Adineta ricciae is the source of this 1158-nucleotide messenger RNA. Lineage: Eukaryota; Metazoa; Rotifera; Eurotatoria; Adinetida; Adinetidae. The record is from the annotation of a GenBank genome assembly.
AUGCGCAUUGUUUUACUUUUAGUUUCUUUGUUUGGUAUUACUUCCCCAAACAAAUUUGUCUCCUUUCGAAGUAAUCAGACAUAUUUGCGUGGAACAAAUUAUAUUCCUUUAUUAAAUGGAACACGACAUGCCCUAUUUGAACCAAGUUUAUAUUCAACAUGGAAAAUCGAAGAUGAAUUAACACAGAUGAAAAUCUAUGGAUAUAAUUAUGUUCGAGUAUUUCUUUCUUGUCCUUAUUUAUAUUCGGGAUUUGGACUUUCAUCACCUGGUAUUUCGAUAAAUUAUACAAAAAAUCUUGUUGAUUUUCUUCUUCGUGCAUCGAAUCAUCAAAUAUCAGUGAUGUUAACAGGUGAUUUUAAUCCAUUGAAUUAUCAAUCGAUUAUAAAUUCAUAUCCACUCCCAGCAAAUGUCACAGGAAUCAAUUUAAUUGUUUUUCAUCGUGGUCAAAUAGCAGCAAAAGCACAAUUUUUUCAAGAUCUUUUAUCUCAAAUUCGAUUGUUAAGUCAAAUUGCUUUUGAAAAUAUUUUUGCAAUUGAUAUUUUCAAUGAAAUAUCGAUAUCUGUUCAUUGUCAACCAUUUUCUUUAACAAAUGGAUUUGUUUCAUUUGAAGAUAUUCUCUAUGAUAUGUCAAAAGGUAUUGAUCGUCAACAAUUACUCGAUAUAGCUGGGAAUAUUUGGAUGGAUUCAAUAGUUAAAGCAAUAAAAUUCAUUUCAUCAAAUAUUUCUGUUACUGCAAGUCUUUUUUCUCCAAAUGCAGUUGGUCACGAUGGAUUUGAUGGUGUUGAAAUUCGACCAGUAGGUGCUGAUGAUCGAUAUCCAUUAAGAUCAGCAAGUCUUAUUAAAGGUCUUGCUGAUUAUACUGAUUUACAUGUUUAUGCGAGUAAUAAUGUUCAGAAAGAACUCGAAGGAGCCGCUCUUAGUCGUGAAAAACCAAUUCUAAUGGGAGAAACAGGUGCUUAUACAGGUGAUUUCCCAAAUGCAUCAAUUGCUGCUUUAGCAAUCAAAAAAGUCAUUAUCGACAGUUUUAAUUAUCGAUUUAAUGGAUGGGGGAUUUGGACAUGGAAUAGUGUUGAUCAAAUACCUCGUUUUUGGACAUUAACUGAACAAAAUAAUACAAUUAAUAAAGUUUUAUCACCAAGUUUUUGGCCUAUUGGUUAA